AUUUGCAGACCUGGUGUGCCAGGUAAGGGUGCAGUCAGCACCAGUCACGAUAUAUCAUAUCGGUAUAUUGUUUGGUGGCCCUCACCUUACAUCUCGCCUAAGGAGUGGUUGUAAACACUUGAGCACAGGGCAACAAAGAGUGAAGGUAUUCCAAGUACCAUCAGUCUAUGACGGUGCUCACUUGCCCCUGUUUUCGCUGAAUCCUCUCACCAAUCUACGCACGAACGCACGAACGAACACAUGAACGAGUAGAACAUCCUACCUGUCAAGAAUAGCAGAAAAACGAUGGCAUUAGGACUGGGUCGAAAGACCCGCCUUACCAUCACCAUCACCAUUUCGCUGUGCUUCUUCGUCGCCGAGAUCACAGUGGCCUUUAAAACCUCAUCGCUUGCUCUGCUUGCUGAUGCUUUUCACUAUCUCAACGACCUCGUCAGCUUCGUCGUUGCUCUGACAGCUCAGAUAAUCUCAGAGAGGGCAGAAGCCCGCCAAGAUCUCUCCUUUGGCUGGCAGAGGGCUCGUCUCCUAGGUGCCUUCUUCAAUGGCGUCUUUCUCCUCGCCCUCGGCAUCAGCAUUCUGUUGCAGUCCAUCCAGAGGUUUAUCAAGGUCGAAGUCAUAGAGGAUCCCAAGCUGGUCUUGAUCAUUGGCUGUGUCGGCCUCGGGCUGAAUGUCCUCAGUGCGGCCUUUGUACACGUCGAUAGCGCCAGCAAUGACAGUCUUCAUCGCCACAACGUCGCCCAGCUCAAGAGGCCUGGCCGCGACCUAGGCAUGCUCGGCGUCCUGGUGCACGUCGUUGGCGACGCCAUCAACAACAUCGGCGUGAUCGUGGCCGCCGUCAUCAUCUGGCAGACCAGCGACCCGCGGCGCUUCUACGCAGACCCAGCCGCGAGUACCUUCAUCGCUUUCAUGAUCUUCUUCGGGGCCAUCCCGCUCACCAGGAAUAGCGGGAAUAUCUUGCUGCAGAGCGCGCCGCGUGGCGUGGAGAUUGACGAUGUGAAGCACGAUCUUGAACAGAUCCCCGGCAUAGAAUCCGUCCACGAGCUGCACAUCUGGCGUCUAGACCAGCAGAAGGCCAUCGCCUCUGCCCACGUUGUUGUCUCGGACCCGUCCAUGGACAGCUUUCUAGAGAAGGCUCGGACGGUCAACGAGUGUCUGCACGCCUACGGUAUCCACUCGGCGACGUUACAGCCCGAGACUUUGACUACAAGGACGACAAGAACCACGGUGACAGUGUCUGAUAACGUCUCAGAAAACGACAGCGGCAGCGGGAGCACUGGCUCUUCUCUUAGGCGGAGGAGGCUGGACCCAGAGUCGUGCCAGAUCGUCUGCGGCAGUCUUUGUCAGGACCUGAUGUGCUGCACCAAGAUUGAGCCCUCCUGA
Cryphonectria parasitica EP155 is the source of this 1377-nucleotide messenger RNA. RefSeq lists its product as uncharacterized. Gene Ontology annotation, cellular component: membrane. Gene Ontology annotation, molecular function: zinc ion transmembrane transporter activity. NCBI's taxonomy places the organism in Eukaryota, Fungi, Ascomycota, Sordariomycetes, Diaporthales, Cryphonectriaceae. The transcript has 9 exons. The record is from RefSeq and is a predicted model, not a curated record. The coding region runs from base 286 to 1377 and encodes 363 amino acids. Gene Ontology annotation, biological process: intracellular zinc ion homeostasis; zinc ion transmembrane transport.